This is a messenger RNA of Oryza brachyantha (malo sina), 1503 nucleotides long. RefSeq names its product aspartic proteinase nepenthesin-1-like. Lineage: Eukaryota; Viridiplantae; Streptophyta; Magnoliopsida; Poales; Poaceae. Gene Ontology annotation, cellular component: extracellular region. The coding region runs from base 1 to 1251 and encodes 416 amino acids. The transcript has a single exon. The record is from RefSeq and is a predicted model, not a curated record.
AUGGGGAGGCCAGUGGCAGCAGUGCUGGUGGCGCUGUGCUUGAUCGCCCUGACGACGCGCGCCGCCGCGUAUGGCGAGCACGGCCUCCGGCGAGGCCUAGAGCAGGCCAUGCGCGGGCGCUUCCUCGCCGACGCGACGGCGGGGGGCGGCGCGACCGUGCCCAUCUCCUGGUCGCCGUCGGAGUUCCUGUACGUGGCGAACUUCACCAUCGGCAAGCCGCCGCAGGCCGUGUCGGCGGUCAUCGACCUCACCGGCGAGCUCAUCUGGACGCAGUGCAAGCAGUGCAGCAGCUGCUUCAAGCAGGAGCUGCCGCUGUUCGACCCGACCAAGUCGUCCACCUACCGGCCGGAGCCGUGCGGCACCGACCUGUGCCGGUCCAUCCCGACGAGGAACUGCUCCAGCAACGUAUGCAUAUACGAGGCGCCGACCAAGGCCGGCGACACCUUCGGCAUCGUCGGCACCGACACCGUCGCCAUCGGGACGGCCAAGGCGACUCUCGCCUUCGGGUGCGUCCUGGCCACCGUGAGGGGCCUCGAAACCAUAGGGGGUCCUUCCGGGAUCGUCGGGCUCGGGAGGACGCCGUGGUCGCUCGUCCACCAGAUGAACGCCACCGCGUUCUCCUACUGCCUGGCGCCGCACGUCACCGGGAAGGACAGCAAGCUGUUCCUCGGCGCCUCCGCAAAGCUGUCCGGCGGCGGCGGCGGCAACGGCACCUCGACGCCGUUGGUCAGGGCCUCUGCUGGCUCUGGCUCCGACGACGAUGGCUCGGACCCGUUUUACAUGGUGCAGCUGGAAGGGAUAAAAGCCGGCGGCGUGAACAUCAAGGCCGCGUCGACCGGCGGCAGCACCGUCUACGUCAACACCGUCUUUCCGUUCAGCUUACUGGUGGACGGAGCGUACCAGGCCCUGAAGAAGGCGGUGGCGGCUGCCGUCGGCGUGUCGCCGAUGGCCAAGCCGCCGAAACCUUUCGACCUUUGCUUCCAGAAAUCAGCAGGGGGGAGCAGCGCCGCGCCGGACCUCGUGUUCACGUUCCAGGGCGGCGCCGCGUUGACGCUGCCGCCGCCCAACUAUCUGCUCGCCGUCGGGAACGACACGGCGUGCCUGUCGAUCCUGAGCUCGAAGCGGUUGAACCUCACCGACGGGGUGAGCAUCCUGGGAAGCUUGCAGCAGGAGAACACCCACUUCGUCUUCGACCUCGCGGCGGAGACGCUCUCCUUCGAGCACGCCGACUGCACCUCGCUCUCCUCCUAAUCAAUCAUCAAUGGCUGCUGCUUCUCUCUGGAGGCAUUUCUUGCAUCUGCUUUGCCGUCCAAGCGUCCAUAUGUGUGUACACAUGUAUUUGUUGCUUUUGUCAGAAUAAGGCAGCAUCUGCUGCAUCAUGUUUUGCUCUGCUCUUGGGCUCUUCAGUGUCCAGCAUUUUACUUCCUGCUUGUAUCAUAGGCUGAUACUAUAUGUCAGUUCUGUGUUGAUGCAAAUAAUAUCCAGUGCUUUGUCUAGCACGGU